UAAAAAUAAAAAUUGAAACUUGAAACAUAGACGCAGCGGAGCGCGACUCAACAAAGAAGAGAGUAAUGGCAGUGAGAGCAUCGAUUGCAGGGAUAAGCAUGGCUUCUUCUACGGCGACUCCUUCUUCCUCGUGCAAUCGAGGAGUAAUUGUUGUAAAGACGACUCCUUUCAGUUUCAGACCUUCUUUCUUUGGCAGUGGAGUGGGGGCUCCAAAAUUUUCAGGAAUCCGGCUAUCUCAUUCAAGUAGAUCAAGAUGUAUCAGCCAUCGUGGAGGUGCUUUUGGUGCUCGGAUGAACCUCUUCGAUCGAUUUGCUAGAGUUAUCAAGUCGUAUGCGAAUGCUAUAAUAAGCUCUUUUGAAGAUCCGGAGAAAAUUUUGGAACAAACUGUGAUUGAAAUGAAUGAUGAUUUGAUCAAGAUGCGUCAAGCUACAGCGCAAGUUUUGGCUUCACAGAAGCAGUUGGAGAACAAAUAUAAAGCUGCACAACAAGCUUCUGAAGAUUGGUACCGCAGAGCACAACUUGCUCUGGGAAAGGGUGAUGAGGAUCUUGCUCGUGAAGCUCUUAAACGUAGAAAAUCUUAUGCUGAUAAUGCAAAUGCUUUGAAGACUCAACUUGACCAGCAGAGGAGUGUUGUUGAUAACCUUGUCUCUAAUACACGGCUUUUAGAGAGCAAAAUUCAGGAAGCUAAGUCUAAAAAAGAUACUCUUAAAGCACGUGCUCAGUCUGCCAAAACGGCAACCAAAGUAAGUGAGGUGUUGGGGAAUGUGGAUACAAGCAGUGCUUUGUCAGCUUUUGAAAAGAUGGAGGAAAAAGUUUUGGCCAUGGAGUCUCAGGCAGAUGCGAUUAACCAGCUAACCAGUGAUGAACUUGAAGGAAAGUUUGCAUUGCUAGAAAGUUCUUCGGUUGAUGAUGACCUUGCCAACCUGAAGAAAGAAUUAUCUGGAGGCACAAAGAAGGGAGAGCUUCCACCAGGGAGAACAGCUGUUGGCAGCACAACCGUGGGAUUGAAGUUCCAAGAUCCUGAAAUUGAAAAAGAGCUGAAUGAAUUGAGGCAAAAAGCCAAGGAAUACUAGGAAACAAUGCUUAUAUUAUUUCAAUCCUUUAUCUAGCAGAUAUAUCGUCACUCCCUAAGAGAUUUCUGUGUUAAUGAGGGAAAUGAAGAUUUUAUACAGUAGUUUGAUUGAUGAAGUGUCUAUAUGCAGUAGCAUGGAUAAAGAAUGCAGUAUUUGACAUUUUCAUUACAAGUUUUGUUUGUACAUUAUAUGUACUAAAUAACAUUACAAGUUCACAUUUUGUGUAAACUUAACUUUAAAGAGUGCUUAA
Molecule: messenger RNA, 1323 nt
Organism: Olea europaea var. sylvestris
Lineage: Eukaryota; Viridiplantae; Streptophyta; Magnoliopsida; Lamiales; Oleaceae
Product: membrane-associated 30 kDa protein, chloroplastic-like
Exons: 12
Coding region: 66-1073 (335 amino acids)
Source: RefSeq, a predicted model, not a curated record